This is a messenger RNA of Necator americanus (New World hookworm), 534 nucleotides long. RefSeq lists its product as uncharacterized. The coding region runs from base 1 to 534 and encodes 177 amino acids. The transcript has 6 exons. NCBI's taxonomy places the organism in Eukaryota, Metazoa, Nematoda, Chromadorea, Rhabditida, Ancylostomatidae. The record is from RefSeq and is a predicted model, not a curated record.
AUGAAUAGGUCAUCCUUGUCGUCAUUGGAGGAUGAAGUUACGUAUGCUGAACUCUUUUCUCUCUUCGACAAUGUACAGGAGUAUUUCACGGACAGUCAAGACGGAGUAUUUGAAGACUUACUUUCAAAAACGAGUCAACUCUCGACGAAAAUAAGGAAGGCAGGGACACGCAAGAGUCAGAUCAAGCAAAAAUACUUGUCCGACUUGCAUAGUCUUGAAGAACGUGUAAAAGAUGGUUCAGCACAGAACGAAGUGAGAAGAAAGCAAUGUGCUGAAAAGGAGCGGUUGUGUGCUGAUCUUGAAAAUACGAUAAAUGGUUACCGCACUAAGGCUGAGGAGUUGAAGAAACAGCUUGACGAGACAUCAAAACAAUUUAUGCAGCUUGAGUUACAGAGAUCAGAAGCUCUCAGUAUCCUAGCAGAACGACACGUAAAUAGGUUGAAUAAUAAAUUGUCAACUUUUGACCACGAUUUAUGUUCUUCGCAGUUGACUGGAUCGUACGAAUCAGGUGGAGGAGGGGAUCAUAUGGCAUGA